Phytophthora sojae is the source of this 321-nucleotide messenger RNA. RefSeq lists its product as hypothetical. NCBI's taxonomy places the organism in Eukaryota, Oomycota, Peronosporomycetes, Peronosporales, Peronosporaceae. The record is from RefSeq and is a predicted model, not a curated record. The transcript has a single exon. Bases 1 to 321 code for a protein of 106 amino acids.
AUGUUGCUCGAAGGUGGGACGACAUUCGGCCCACAUCAAGUUGAAGCGAUCGGCCUGCGCGACAAGCCUGCGGUCAGCGCUCUGCCCCAUGUGGUGACGGCGAUUCCGCGCUUCCUGGACCCGUCGGGCGAGAUGACGCUGGCCAGGGCCUGCUCGCUCGGGUCGCUGAGGCUGCUGGACCACAUUUGGGCCAGCAGCUGCAUUACAGCGGAGGACCGAGCGCCAGGAUGGUCGCGCUUCAACUGGCUGCGAUCGGACCCCGUCUACUACCAGUGGCAGUUCGAGGAGUCGGUCAAGGAGGCGGCGCGCGGGGGCCAUUAG